GUCUGCAUUAGUUUGAGCUCCCUAAUAAACUGACAACUGAGUGUUUAUUGUUAUAAUUUUCAAAUCCAGAAAAUCUGGAAACACUUGUGCAGUUAAAACUUUGGGUUAAAGCUGAAAUUGUCCAUAAGAGCUACAAAAUUAGCAAAUGUGGCAGGAAUGCCACAUUCCCAUAGCCUUGUAUUUCAACUGCUAGAAGUUGUGCUUCAAAACGGAGAAAUUCAAGGCUUUGAGACGGUGAUUUUGGCAAAUCAGUAACACUAAACAAUGAGGACGUUACAAAGUAACCACUCUGGUUACGAUACAGUGGUCAACAAGCUCUUGAGUUUGCAGAUUACCAAACAGGAUGGCUGUCACAGAGGAAACAAAAGUGUGGAUACAGACUGUGUUCACGUAAGUUUGAUUCUGUUUUCUUCUAGAGCCUGUUGACCAAAUAGCUGUUGAGCACACCGCAGAUGACAUUUAGCACAGACAAACAUGGCGGACGCUGCCGACUGGUGAGAGGCAAAGUGUACUACUUCAACCACAUCACUAAUGCCAGCCAGUGGGAACGUCCAGUGGGAGACGGACGUGGCGAGCCAGAUAAGGUACGCUGCUCUCAUCUCUUGGUGAAGCAUAAUCAGUCGCGUCGUCCAUCUUCCUGGAGGGAACAAAACAUUACACGAUCUAAAGAUGAGGCCUUGGAUUUGAUUCAGAAGUACAUAGAACAGAUCAAGUCUGGACAGGAGAAGUUUGAGUCCCUGGCAUCUCAGUUUAGCGACUGCAGCUCCGCUAAGAAUGGUGGAGAUCUGGGACUGUUUGGUAGAGGUCAGAUGCAGAAGCCUUUUGAAGACGCCUCCUUUGCUCUCAAAGUGGGAGACAUGAGCGGCCCUGUUUUUACUGACUCUGGAGUCCACAUCAUCUUACGCACUGGUUGACAAGAAGACUCCACACGUUGUACUUUCCUCUUCCAUCAUCAAGCACACAUACAAAGUCUAACCCAGUCAAUCCUGCAGAUUAUUUUAAUGGCACAUAGCACCCCAGUAAACAAAGCUUAAAGCCUGCAUCGCAUCAUUUGAGGCAGGAUCCGUUUGUUCCAAGCACCAUUAAACGAUUAUUCUUUAAGAUCUUUUAUUAACGAUGACAGUGCCUGUUGAAGUGACCGCCCUAUGGAAACUUUCAUAUAAGUGAGGAUUAUUUAAAGUCUACUUGGUAUGUGCAUGACUUCUAAAGGACCACUUACUGUAUGUUUCCCCAUAAGAUUUCCCAUUUCCACUGUAUGUGUGCCAAAGCAGUUCCUUAACUGUUUUGGAAAAUAGGUUCAAAUACUUUCUAAUAUUAGCAGCAUCCCUGCAGAUGGAGAAAGCACUGUUGUUCUGAGUUUACUAGAGUUAAUCUUUGUGUUUUCCAUUAUUCAAAAAAUGGAAUUAUUUCUUUACACAAUCCACUCUGAAAACGCAUGAUUUCUGGCCUUUGGAUAUGCCUUGAUGGCACCGCUGAAAGCUUGCAGGUUUUAACAAUAAUCUCCACAGCUUUUAAAACCAUCAAUGUUCAGAUGAACUGUUAACACUGUUGUGUCAUUGAGGCAAAAAUAAAAUCUCCUUUUGUAA
Maylandia zebra (zebra mbuna) is the source of this 1586-nucleotide messenger RNA. NCBI's taxonomy places the organism in Eukaryota, Metazoa, Chordata, Actinopteri, Cichliformes, Cichlidae. The record is from RefSeq and is a predicted model, not a curated record.